Anopheles marshallii is the source of this 1053-nucleotide messenger RNA. RefSeq names its product UDP-glucose 4-epimerase (gene Gale). Gene Ontology annotation, molecular function: UDP-glucose 4-epimerase activity. The record is from RefSeq and is a predicted model, not a curated record. NCBI's taxonomy places the organism in Eukaryota, Metazoa, Arthropoda, Insecta, Diptera, Culicidae. Bases 1 to 1053 code for a protein of 350 amino acids. Gene Ontology annotation, cellular component: cytosol. Gene Ontology annotation, biological process: beta-D-galactose catabolic process via UDP-galactose, Leloir pathway. The transcript is spliced from 4 exons.
AUGGCGCUCAACAUACUCGUCACCGGAGGUGCCGGCUUUGUCGGAUCGCAUACCGUGCUGGAACUGUUGAACGCAGGCCACGCGGUCAUUUGCGUGGAUAACCUUUGCAAUGCAUACGGUGGUGGAACCGCAUCGAAGCUGCCAGAAUCGUUGAAACGGGUGCAGGAAAUUACGGGUGCUAGCGUAACGUUCUAUGACGUGGACAUUCGGAACCGUGAUGAGCUACGGAGUGUUUUCAGUAAGCAUAAAAUUGAUUGUGUCGUGCAUUUUGCUGCACUGAAGGCCGUCGGUGAGUCGUGUCGAAUUCCUUUGAAGUACUAUCAAAACAACAUUACCGGGACGAGCAUUCUGCUGGAAGUGAUGGCAGAGGCUGGCGUGUUUAAGAUAGUGUACAGCUCGAGCGCCACCGUAUAUGGUGAGCCACAGAAGCUGCCGUUGACGGAAAGCCACCCGACCGGUAGCUGCACCAACCCGUACGGUAAAAGUAAAUACUUCACGGAGGAAAUCAUGAAGGAUCUGUGCGAAUCAGAUCCACGCUGGACAGUCGUUUCACUGCGCUACUUCAACCCAGUCGGGGCCCACAAAUCCGGCCGGAUCGGGGAGGACCCGAACGGUGAGCCGAACAAUUUGAUGCCAUACAUCUCGCAGGUGGCCGUUGGACGGCGUGAGUGUUUGCGCGUGUUUGGCAACAACUACGAUACGCCGGACGGUACUGGUGUGCGCGAUUACAUCCACAUUGUCGAUCUGGCCGAAGGGCACGUGAAAGCAAUCGAUAAGCUGGCUGGCGGCACGAUCAGUGGGUUCUGUGUGUAUAAUCUUGGUACAGGGCGCGGGUACUCGGUGUUGGAAGUAGUUAAAGCCUUCUCGAAAGCAUCCGGAAGGGAGGUCAAGUAUGAGAUUGUAGAUAGACGCGCCGGUGACGUUGCGGCUAGCUACGCGGACGUAUCGCUUGCCGCCAAAGAGCUUGGAUGGACCGCCAAACGGGGGCUGGAUGAGAUGUGUGAGGACACCUGGAACUGGCAGAAAUCUAAUCCUAACGGUUUUGCUGGAUAA